This is a messenger RNA of Ichthyophthirius multifiliis, 1794 nucleotides long. RefSeq lists its product as hypothetical. Gene Ontology annotation, biological process: reciprocal meiotic recombination. NCBI's taxonomy places the organism in Eukaryota, Ciliophora, Oligohymenophorea, Hymenostomatida. Gene Ontology annotation, molecular function: double-stranded DNA binding. The record is from RefSeq and is a predicted model, not a curated record. Gene Ontology annotation, cellular component: nucleus. The transcript has 6 exons.
AUGGUUUUUUUCAAUAAAUAUCUAAAUUUAAUAAGGAAAGCUGAUCUGUUUGGAAUUCCUGUCAAUUUUAAUAUAAACUAAUAGGAUAAAUAUAAAACUAGUAUCGGAGGAUUCUUUUCAUUAAUAAUGUUAAUGAUUGUUUUCAUAUUUUUUUGGACAAAGACUAUAGAUUUUUUAACAAAGUAAAAUAUAAUUAUUUAGACAAAGACCUAAUUUAUAUAAGAUCCUCCAGCUAAAAAUAUUACUAGUAAUAGCUUUAUGUUUGCGAUUAGAUUAGAUUAAGAUGACUUUAUAAAAAAUCCUUUUUUUAAUGUAACUUUAAUUAAAAGAUUUGACUAUUUAAUUACUCUUUAAGGAUAAUUUAAUUCUUAGACUUUUUAAUUUGCUAAAUUUGAAAUAAAAUUAUGUGAUUAAAAGAAUCAAGUAAUUGGAAAUUGUCACUCCGAAGAAAAGGUUGAAGAGUAUGUUAAAUAGUAAGGAGGAUCGGUGGGUGUUGCAUUAGUUAUAACAAGCAGUAUAUUGAAUCAAGAAAAUUCAAAAAAUUAUAAUCAAUAUUAUUUAAAUGAAGAUCAUUAUUUUACUUUUGUUCCGAAAAAAAUGAGAAAAAACACAGAUACAUAUUUAAGAACUGUUACUAUAUAAACUGAUGAAAGUCUGACUCCAUACUAAAAUAUUUAUAAUGAAAAUAUAGAACUCUAUGAAUUAAAUGAUAUGAAAACAACAACUGAAUUAGAUAAUAAUACUAAUACUUAUAUAUAAAUAUAUUUAAGAGCUAGUCAAAUCUAUAAAAUAUACUAAAGAAGUUAUUAAAAGAUUAGUGACAUGUUAAGCCACUUAGGAGGAUUCAUAUAAAUUAUUUUCGUUUCAAUAAGUAUUAUCAUGAUUUAAUAUAAUAAGUUUUAAUUUACAUUAGAUUUAGCCAAUGAAUUAUAUUAAUUUGAUUUUGAAGAUUAAUAAAAUAAUUAAAUAGAAAGCAAUAAUUAAGAAAUAUAAUAAAGUUAAAUAUAAAGAAAUUCUUCUGAUUUCAAAAAUAAUUAUAAAUUGUUAAAAAAAAAUAGUGAAAAUACAUAGGUUACGUUUAAUAUAAAUAAUAAUGAUAAAAAUGUAAAAUAAAAGAUUAUUAUUUUAUAUUUUUAUUUAUUAAAUAUUUAAAUAAGAUUACUAAUAUUGAAAAUUAUAUAACUAAUAAUAAUAAUUAAAAAAAUUACUAUUGGAUAUUCUAAAUAAAUGUUUUACUAAUUAAAUUAAUUGAAAGGCUUGAAUUUAUAAUCUAAAAAAAAUUAUAUAAUUGAAUAGUUUUAAAGAAUAGUAAAUCUAAAUUACAAAAAUAAAUUAUAAUUCUGUUAAAUAUUUAAUUUUUGUAAAAUAAAUAAACUUAGAUAUGAAUUAUUAUAAAAAUCUAAACAAUAAAUAUCAAAAGAUUUAGAUAUAUUUCUAAUUUUAGAUAAGCUGUAAGAAAUAGAUAAAUUAAAAUAAAUUUUUUUAAACGAACAGCAAUUAAAUCUUUUUAAUUUUAUAUAAAAACCAAAAAUAUCAAGAAAAAAUUAAAUAAAUUUAAAAUAAGUAUUUAAAGCAAAUAUUUAUAGAAAUACAUAAUAAAAAAUUUCAACUCAAUAAAGUCCUCUUUAAAAUAAAUAAACAAGUAAAAAAAGAUUUAAUUCACUUUUUAAUUUAAAAGAUAAGUUUUAAAACAUAGAAGCGUUUUAAGUAAACUUAUAUUAAAAUCUUCAAUAAAAUAUAUUAUUCCAUUUAUUUAUAGAAAUUAUUUUAAUCUUAUUAUUUAUUAUUGGAUGA